Molecule: messenger RNA, 642 nt
Organism: Oikopleura dioica
Lineage: Eukaryota; Metazoa; Chordata; Appendicularia; Copelata; Oikopleuridae
Source: the annotation of a GenBank genome assembly
AUGAGUGCACCGUUCGACAAGACUUUGAAAAUAUCAGCUGAGUACAAAAAGACGAGAAAUGAUUUGCGAAAACUCGCCCAAGAGCUCAAGGAAGUUCGAAUAGCAAACGAUCCGACAGAGCAAAAGAUCGUCUAUCUAGGAGGAACCGUUCUACAAACAUUCGAAUAUGCCAAAGUAAAACAUCUUACUCCAAAAGCACUCGACGAAUACAAUUCCUUCGCGAAUAGACUGCGAAAAUUACGCGCAAUGCGAGACGAGUUGAAAAUGUCAGGCGAUCCUGAGAAAUCGGAAUUAGAAAAAGAAGAACUGACUUUGGCGAACAAAGCUGUGGAGCUAGAAUUGACGGAAAUUUACGAAGCAAAUCGAAGAAUCGCUAUUGACUUUGACUACAACAAGGAAGUACUCGCGCAAAAAGUAGACUGGGGAAGCUGCCCUGAGCUCGACAAAAAUGACGUGCUCAAUCAAUUCCUUGAUUUCGCUGAUGAGAUGGAGAAGCAAACGCGAAAAGUACAGUACGAGCUCGACGAAAGAGCCAUCGCACAACGAGUUGAAGACGUAAAGAAUUCUCCUGCUAUGCCAAAACUGGUCAUUGAAAACAAAAAGAAGGCUAGGUUCAAUCUGAUUACUGGAAUUAUUUAUUGA